Messenger RNA from Frieseomelitta varia, 6805 nucleotides. RefSeq lists its product as uncharacterized. The coding region runs from base 2909 to 5656 and encodes 915 amino acids. The record is from RefSeq and is a predicted model, not a curated record. The transcript has 7 exons. NCBI's taxonomy places the organism in Eukaryota, Metazoa, Arthropoda, Insecta, Hymenoptera, Apidae.
UUCUUGCGGUUCCCUCGCGGUGAUUUAGUGGUUGGUUUCUUCGCGGAGGUGGAGCGAUUGUGGACGUACGCAAGUGUAGGGUUAGACUUCUUGAUCUUUCGAGCCUUGAGCCAGUUUGUUCGAAGUCCUACACUCUCGCGAGGCUUCUGGAACAAUCACCGUUAGUGACAAAGCUCCACCUGAUUUACAUCGGGGACAUUAACCCAAUUCUUUUGCAAUUUAAAUCGGAUACGACGUCCGUCCCAAGGUUUCUAAACAUAGAUACCCUGAUCUUCGUGCUGUUCGUCAAAUCUAUCCGUGCUUCGAGAGCCCCGGAUGUUACGAUCCUCCUCUUGCCAUUUGUCGAUCGUCGAGCGUCGAAAAAUCGCCAAACUAUGGACACUCCCCUUUCUUGCAAUCUCGCACGAGCCAACUCAACCACCUCGAACCCAUUACUACCGACAAGGACAGCGAUAAAUUGGCGCGGGAUGAAGAAAGAUCGGCAAACUGGUGCGAAAGAGAGGGAGGAGUACCGUGGAAGAACGUUCGAGAGGUGGUAGCGAGAAACUGAGCAAGCGAAACAGAGAGAAAGAGAGAAGAGAGAGAGAGAGAGAAGAGGCGAGAGGCCACGAGUCCGGGAGUGAGUGGUCUACUCGAACGCAGUUAUGCCGACCGGCUCAAACCGGGUGCCGCCAAAUCGAACCCCGGUUCGAAUUCCGCACGGCCGUGGCCGCGUGAAGGAAACGCAACAGAAACAGGAAGAACAAGAAGAAGAGGAGGAGGAAGAAGAAGAAGAAGAAGAAGAAGAAGAAGAAGACGGCGACGACGAAAAAGAAGAAGAAAAGGAACAAAGAAAAGAGUGAGAAGAAGGUGGUGCAAGGAAAGGCACUGAGCCGCACAACAGCUGAUGGGCAAACCUCUGGACGAAAAUUCGAUCGCGAAGCUCCGUCCACCUAAGGAAUUCUUGAAAAACGAUAGACAGAAGAUAGAAUUGUAGAUGUUCGCUAGCGUGAACGUGGCCUGUGCAAUGGAAAAGACACGAACCAAAACUGAGGGGACCAACUGAGAGACUCGAGAAGAAACGUACUUGAUUGGUGAAAAUUCAUUUUGGCGGAAGUAUCGCAGUGUCGCGUGGAGGAUACCGGAAUAUUCGAAUCAUCUUCCAGAAGAAGAAGAAGAAGAAGAAGAAGAAGAAGAAAGAAAGAAAAAAAUCGAAGGAAGACGAAGGUUAACUUUAGAAUCAAAGAUCUACGAAGCUUGUAAAGUCGAUCUACGAACGAAACACCACGAAGAUUUCCAAGAUUUCCAAUCCAAGUCUCGAAGAUCAGCAACGCGACUCUGAUUUCCCUCAAGAAUCAUCCGCGAAAGAGAUAAAUCCGAAAAGGAUCCAGCGCGAAUCGUCUGGUGAACGUUUAGCCAAGUUCGGAUCCAGCGAAAGUCUCUCCCCCCUUUAUUUAAAGAAAAAAAAAAAAGAAAAAGAAAAAAAUAGCUUGGACUCUCGACGGGGGCGCGACAAGAUCUCGCGGCGCGAAUAAAUACUUGCGAGUUCGAAGAGUCGAAGCGAGAGAAACAGAGAGGGGGGGAAACCGGAAGCGGGCGAAUAAAUUGAAAGAAAGAAACGCGAGAGAGGAGGGGGGAGGGAGAGGAUUGAGAGCGCUGAUAAACGCUUGAAUAAUGGGCAGGCAAAUUGCAGCGGAGAAACAACGCGACGUGACAAACGAACGGAUGAUGCAAAUUCAACGUUGGGAUUUGGACGCGCGAACGCGCGACAAUUCGAUGGAAAGCGCGCAGUUUCCGCUGCCGGGGGCAGCCUCGCGGUCUUACGAUCGAGCCGGUCGCCCGGCACCACUUCCGUCCAACCUGUCCUUUUCACGGGACCUUCACGCGCGCUGACUUUCCACGGAGCGAAGAGUUUCCGAGGAAUUUUCUUAUCUUUGUUGGCGCAGAUUUUUUGAAGAAGAAGACCAGGGGGGGGGGGGGGGGGAGAAGAAGCUGAAAAUUGAACGACAGAGGCGCGGCGCGGAGAAUAACGGUGGACACGUGGAGGGAAUUUCAGAAGCUCAAGAGGCGAUAUUUGCUUUUAAGAGCCGCGAGCUUGAUUCUGACUGAAGAGAAAAUUGAAGGGGGGGGGGGGGAUCGUAACUCCAAAGGUGGUGUGUUAGGAAUUUCCAAGAGAGGACGAGUGAAGAAAAGUCUUGGGGUUACUUGAAAAGGUUGGAAUUAAUUAUUUUCAAGAUCAAAGACACAGAGACAUCUCAGAUAAAUAAAGAACUACGUUGAAGCAAGAUCCAAGAUGGGAACAAAACGAGCCAGGGUGAGUGGUUGAGAGACGCGAAAAAGUUGAUGUCCCAGAGAGAAAGCGAGAGAGAGAGAGAGAUUAAAAAAGGAGGACGAAGCAGCGGAGAAAGUUGGUAGGAAGAAAGAUUCCAGGGCAAGCCCGCCCAUAAAGAAGAAAAUCUGAAGGAAGUUCAGACGCCGCAAAUCCAAUCUAAAAAGCUUCGCGUAAGAUUAAACGCCACUUGAACGCCCUUUAGGGCUUUAAAACCCGCCCCUUAAUGGCGCAAUACGUUUCAACGCGUCCACCGCGGUCGUCAAGCGAAAGUACAAACCCCGGAUGUGAAACGAGUCGCGGCUGACCGUAAAGUUGCGCCGAAACCGGGAGAGACUGUCGGUCCCGUUUCUCGUAAACUACAGAUUUUCCCCUCGUGGCUGGUGACUUUCCCAUUUCUCUCGAAUGCAGCCGCGUGAUCGACAGAACACAGUGAGCGUGACUUCGAUUCCAAAAACGAGGCUUCAGAGUUUCGAAGAAGAAACGAAAUGACACGAAUUUGCAAUUCGUUGCGAUAGGACGCUUUCUUCUUGUUUUUUAAGUGAAGUGAAAUAUAUAUAUAUAUUUGUAAUUUAUCGCGACUGUGAAACUAUUAAAUUAAUGAAAAUGAUGACGAGUGCUGGCGUGAGCGUGGGUGGCGGGGCCGGGAUGCUGAGGGCCAGGCGCAGGGAUUGCAGCGUGAAGCCAAACAGGAAGCUCGACCGGAAGUCCUCGAGGGGGAUGAUUUACGAGAACGAAGAGCUGAGACUGAGGACUAUUCACAUUAACGCUGAAGUGGAGCAAGGUCAGAACGACAUCAAGAAGCUGCGCAGGGAGAACGAGCAGCUGCGCAGAGAGAUAUGGAGCCUGAGGGACGAGUACGACAAGCUCGAGGAGAUACUGAAGAGGCAAAAGUGCCGCUCGGAAAGCGAAGAAUACGAGGAUCGCUCCGACGAGGAUGACGGGCUGCGAUCCGAUUACUCGUUCGAGGAGGACGAGGAGGAGCUCAGCCAAGACGGCGAUGAGGCCGCCAAAGAGCAGGACAGACCCGAGCAAUUAGAGAACGUGGAGAAUCAGAAGAUCUCGACGGAGAAGAUGGCCAGCAACGGGCUGCACCGACUGCACGUGGACUUUGACGACCUGUCGGUGGUCGACGAGGAGGAGGAGCUGAAGAGGGACAGGGACAAGAAGGAAGUUCCCACGGAGAACGUUCCGCGACCGAACGAACAGAAAAGUCCGCAUUCCAUCCUGAAGCCGAGACAACUUCACGAGAACAUCCCGUUUUAUCCUGGCGCCUAUCAGCCUCCCGCUUACUACGCCGAGUGUCCCUUCAAGUUCCCAAGCACGCUGAACCUGAUGAUGCCUGCCAACGCGUCGUCGGUGAUGCUGGCCUCUCCGUGUCCGAGAAUGAACGCGGAGCCGAUGGUCCCGAUAUCGAGCCUAACCGAGCCAAGCGUGGACGAGAUCGACGAUCAUCAAAUACUACACGCGCCUCCGGCAGGCUGGCAGAACAACGUCGUGACGCCUCAAACGCAGGUGAGGCACUCGUUCGGAACGAUCGACCUUGACGGCGUACCGAGUAUGCAAAGCUUCCCUGGGAUUCGUCAGGAGCAAUCGAAGCAACAAUCGUUCGUACCGACUGUCGCCGGUUUCCCCAAUUUCCCGAGCUUCCCUCGAAAGAGGGGCGCUAGCUUGAGGCUGUCGAGCAACCCGUUCAAUGCGACGUCCACGUUUGGAAACUCGGAGAAGAUGAUUGAAAACGGCUGGGACGUGAGCCUGGCGAAUUUAUCGAACGUUGGCGACGGGAGGAAGAACACCGAGGCUGAAGAGAGUCCAGGACCGGUGUCGGGAGCCGAGAAACCGAAACACUUUUUCGCCCCGCUGUCUUCGAAGUUGUCGAAGAAACAGAUGGAGGAAUCCUCGCCGACGAUCAGCAGUUCUGGAACCGGCUCCACCGUAGUGUCCAAAAGUCAGUUCACGCCUCGGAAGGGAUCGGCCGAUCUCUACGUGGACGGAGCGAUCCCGCGCGAGGACAAUCGCACGCUGGACGACAGAAGCGGACAGAGGACGUUCUUCAGUAUAGACAACUUAUUGAUCGCCGACGCGAAGUCGGCCACGGUCAAUCAAUUGACGAAGUCGUUGUCGUGGCAGGAUUUGCCGAGCAAGUGUCAAUCUGGCGGCAAGCAGCAGAUGUUGACCCGGAGUGACAACACUUUGGACAAUAUAUCGGACUCGAAGCCUUACAAAUCGUACCUAAACGUGACACUGAGGACGCCGCGCGUCGAGCAGACGGUCAGCCCUGACACCCCGGAGAUCCCCGAGCUACCCACGGUGGACUAUCGGCUCUUCAAGAACCCCUUCCUACGAACUUUCGACCCGACCGCUAGCUACGCGAACCGGAACAACGUCACCAGACCCCUGUCCGUUCAAGUGAACGACGACAGCCUCUACUACUACCCUCCGCAUCCUCAAGUGUCCACCUUUGGCAGAGUCCCUCUCGCGGACAGGUACAGAACGGCUCAACAGUCGGACAAGAACCGUCUCUUGAUCCCGUCCGAUCAAUUGAUCAACGGGAAGCUAACGUCACCGACGAGCAAGCCCCAGAUCCAAGUGACGUCGUUCGAAAGACCGAGCCCCCAUACUCUGGUGGGCCCGUCUACCACAUACGAGUUCAACCCCAUGCGCAGGUUGAACGCCAAUCCAUACUUGCACACCCAGAAUUUGUACCAGAACGUGCCGUUCGUUCCGCGAGGAGGUUUGUACGGGCAGAGAGGGAUGAUGUAUUACAACAACCUGGCGCUCAAGGUGCCAGCACAGACGCAGACCUCCAUAGACGGUGACUCGCAUCAAGAGGACGAGCACGCGCUGUCCCACGAAGAAAGCGCGCCGAACACGCCGAGCGGGCGUAGAAAGAGGGCGGCCAGGAAGGAGAAACCCGCCGCCCCGUCGCCUGCCGUUCAGAGGAAGUACAAGAAACAGAGCAGCGUCACGUCGUCGGAAGUGGUAGAGUCAGUGACGCGAAAGAAGCCCGCGAGGCCGAGUACCACCACGACGACCACGUCCGAGGGCCAGGACGACAAGAACGAGAGCAGAUCGUCGUCGUCGGGUCAAGACUCGCCGAAGAAGGAGCAGACGAGAAGGGUGUCGCUGUACUUCAACGCGAAGAAGAGGCCGUCUCUGACCUCGGUGAGAACGGUGAGAAGCGGCAGCUCGGACACUGGCCGAGAAAAGGAGGCGCUAAACUCCGAGAGGGAGAGGACUAAUUCUGUUAGCAGCCGAGAGAUCGGCAGCGGAAGGAAGGCAAGGAAAGCGAGCACCAGCAGCGGGAACGUGCCUUGGUGCGCCUGCUGGGGCAACGGGUGUGUUUAGGGAGCCGGUAAUUGGUUUUAUUGGUGGCACCGGGCUGGAUCUAAUUAAACGUUCGAGUUUUGUUUAUGUUGCGGCCUGGCUUAUCAGCGUGUCGCCCUCGGCUUUCAUUUUGGAGCGGACUGACGCGGAUGGAAUGUCUGCCGGUGCGAGACGGCAAGAGCGAACGUGCAUUUCGAUAUCGUGAGAAAAAUUUGAAAUAAAUAAGAGGACACGCGCUGCGACUACGACGUGUUUAGGAAAAUGUAGAUCGGCAUCGUUGAAUCAUUUUAAAUGAUUCUGUCGUUUGGGAAAAAAUUUCUUCUCGAGCUGUGAGCGAUAGAAAAUUCACAAUUACCGUAGAGAGUAAAAUAAUUUAACAAGAGACAUUGUAUUGGAAAAUACGAUAUGAAACAGAAACGAACGAGUAACAUUGUUCAGUCAGAAGUUGAAACUUGAAGGAAAAGGAAAGAGAUACGUAAUAUUUUAUAGAGAUCGUACCGAUCUAAUAAACUCGGGAAACGAUCGACCGUGGGACGAGUGGUUUCUCGUAAAGGAGUAACCGAAGGAAAAUAUUGAACAUAGAACUGGCACAGUCCAGGAGGAGCAGUAUCGACCUUCAGCGUAACUAGAAGGCAACCGCUGCAGCCAAUGGGGGAGGUCGUAAAACUAGCGCCAGGCGGAACCAGGACACCAUAAAACCCGUUACCCCGUUCAGGUGACAGUUGCAACCGUGGUGGUGUUCUAGCCAGGAAUACAGAAGCACGGGUCCCUGCCCUCUGCGCCGAGUUGCUCGAGAAGCAAGCGAAUCGAAUUAGGGGAUUAAUACGUAACGAUGUCAGACCUGCCGCGUCGAUGAUCGCCUCGAUAAAAGUUUCGCAAACUGUGCCAGAACCAUCCAAUUUUGUUAUCGAUCGCUCUUAGCCGAUUCCAACGGAACAAAAGGGAUUUUUCUUGUUCGUCCUGUUCGUUCGAUUCAAGCCUUCGACGUUAGGUAUUAAGUUCUCGGAGACACGUCUGUGCAUUUAUCGUAAUUUAAGGUCGAGGAGAUUAACGUAUCUGAAGACGAGAUUAAGAGUAAUAUGUCCUUUUUUGUAUUUUUACGUAAGAUUGCUUUUUAUCUACGAUGUAACCUCCAAGAGAUGUAAAUAACAAUUCAGUUUCGAAAGUAAA